AUGUCCUGUUGUGUACCAAAUUGUAUUUUUCGAGACAAAUGUUUAAAACAAAGUCGUUUUCACUUUCCAAAAGACCUUGCGUUACGAUCUGAAUGGGAGAAAGCUUUAGGACUUAAUUUCCACCCUAAUUCUAGAGUUUGUCGCCAACACUUUAGAGACAGUGAUAUAAAUGAUUCAUGGGUUACUGGAAAUGGGAAUAACAAAUAUUCUGUAUGUUUAAAAAGAGCUAAGCUGUGUAAUGGUGCCAUUCCUAUACCAGUUAAAAAUGGAUCAAUAAGUGUAAAUGACAAGACUAAUAACGAUUGUGGUACUAGCUGUGGAAAUGUACAUAAUGAUUUACUAUCUUCGAUAAACAAUGAUCACUGUUAUACAGCAAUAAAACCACAGGAAAAUAAAAUAGUUCAUGAUACUGGUACAACAAACUACCUAAAAAAAGACACACCUUUAUGUAAUACAGAAUUAAAGUCCCCAAUACCUAAAAGAUUAAAGUUGGGAUCUUAUACAAAAAAUGUUAUGCGAAUGCGAUGCAUUGAAAAACAACUAGUUUUAAAUGAAGAGUCCGAGUUAUUUCUAUAUGCUUUUGACAAAAAAAUAGAAUUAUCAGAUAUUGGGGUUAAUUCAAAUAUUAAUAUAGACAAUCACACUGAAGUAGAGAAGAUAAUUAAAAUAUUUGACAAUAUUAGGUUGUGUAAGGGUGCAGUACCAUCAAAUGAAUAUGGAUACGUAAAAUUAUCCAUAAGUCCAGUUGAAAAAUGUGGUAUGUUGUGGCAUCCAAAAUGUACCACAAUACUUCCUAAAGACAACAGCAGUAAUAGGUUAAUAUAA
Molecule: messenger RNA, 825 nt
Organism: Macrosiphum euphorbiae (potato aphid)
Lineage: Eukaryota; Metazoa; Arthropoda; Insecta; Hemiptera; Aphididae
Source: the annotation of a GenBank genome assembly